AUGGGCGUCUCAGGCCUUCUCCCGCUGCUCAAGUCCAUCCACAGGCCGACUGAGCUGAAGAAAUUCUCGGGCGAGACGCUUGGCGUCGAUGCCUACGGAUGGCUUCACCGUGGAGCUAUUGCCUGUGCUGUAGACCUGGCUCAAGGCAACCCCACUCGCAAGUAUGUUGACUUCGCCAUGCACCGGGUGAGGAUGCUUCGGCAUUUCGGCGUCAAGCCCUACCUGGUUUUUGACGGCGACUUCCUCCCCAGCAAGGCCGCCACCGAAGAUUCCCGAGCCAAACGCCGCGAAGACAGCAAGAAGCUGGCCAUGGAGCUCGUCAAGGCCGGAAAAUCGUCUCAGGCCCAGCUUGAGUUUCAGAAAGCCAUCGAUGUCACACCGGAGAUGGCCCGCAAUCUCAUCGAUGAAUUGAAAAAGAUUGGUGUCUCGUACGUCGUUGCACCGUACGAAGCCGAUGCCCAGCUCGUCUACCUUGAACGCCAAGGUCUAAUCGACGGCAUCCUAUCGGAGGACUCGGAUUUGUUGGUUUUUGGUUGCAAGCGGCUCCUCACAAAACUCGACCAGUAUGGCAAUUGUAUCGAAAUCAACCGGAGGGACUUUUGCGCGUGUCGAGAGGUAUCGUUGACGGGCUGGACGGAUACCGACUUUCGCCGUAUGGCUAUUCUCAGUGGAUGUGACUAUCUGGAGGGUAUCAACAACAUGGGUUUGAAAACAGCGUACCGGAUGCUACGCAAGCACAAGACGCCUGAACGAUUAAUCCGGAUGAUUCAGUUUGAGGGAAAGCACCGCGUUUCGGAGAACUACCUGCCACGAUUCUUUCAGGCCGAGUUAACCUUCAUUCACCAACGAGUGUAUUGCCCAACGAAGAAGCAGAUGGUUUGUCUAACGGAACCCGAGGAGGGUAAAGGCGUAGAGGACAUGCCGUUUAUCGGCGCCUACGUUGAGCCCGAAGUAGCCACAGCUGUUGCUGUCGGAGACAUCAACCCAAUGACGAAGAAGACGAUUAUCCCCGCGCCCAUGCCCGGCUCCAAAUCGGAUGCCAAACGGAGGCAUUCGCAAUCUGCCGAGGUCCUUGCGGCGAAUGCCUCCUCUACCCGCACACGUCAACCUGUCAAGCCCAUCGACUCCUACUUCAAGGGCCAUCAACGCAUUCCCAUGGGCGAGAUGGAUCGCAAUUGCUUCUCGGUUGACCCGCAGCGGGUUGCUGCCCUUACUCACAAUGGUCUCGUACCCCGCGUGUUUCCUCUGCCCAGACCAUACAUCGAAGGUACAUCAUCACAACCGAGUAAUAGCUCUCGCUCUGUUCGAACUGGACGUCCAACAACCUCUCCACGUCUUCAUCGGCGGCGGACGGAACCAGUCCAGGCUACGCUAGAACCGUAUGCGCCAUCAAGCUCUGACAGUACCCGUCGUGUUACACUCGGCGAGGCGACAAACACUUUAGACGACAUUGAUGCGUUGAUGAGGAGCAGCUCUCAACGACCGCCAAAGAAAGUCCGACUUUGCGCAGACACGGACGAGCCCGAAACCAAAUCUGAGGAAUCCCAAAAAAGCAAGUUCUUCCCCAAGGCUGGAAGCACGAAGACGAACAAGAAAGACGGCUACUUGUUCUCCGACGACUCAAUCGACGAGGCAUUGUUAAGCCUUCCAGACAUUGACGAAUGGCAUAACCCGAAACCGAAGUCAAUCUCGGUUUUUGAGGAAAGCCAGAGCACUGAAGCAACUACCAGCACGGACAGCCAGUUCAGCAAAGAUGAAGAGAUAGCGACCACGCCCCUUAGUGACCUCUCCGAAGAAGAGGAAACAUCCGGAUUGAAGUCUACCGCCUUAUCUACCGAGGCAAGUUCACAGCAGUCGAUUCUGCAGAAAUUUUCAUACAAAUCUCAGCCGAGUCCUGCCACUUCAAGCCAACCCGAAACACCGGGAUCGGCUGCCUCGAGACAGUCGUCCAUUUUCACGCCUUCGACCGCCGCUCCGUCCACGGCAGCAUCGUCCAUUACUUUCUCCGCCGGCUCAACCACCGAAGCGCCAGUGUCUAAGACAACCCCAUUGCUCACCCCGCUCCAACGCCUCGGCGCCCGUGCGCUCCAGCGAAAGAACCCUCCCCCGCGCCGGACACUGUCUCCAACGAAGAGUGCGAUCCAGCGGAGCCCCAGGCGCAGCCCGCAGAAGAGCCGACUGCUCAAGUCAAUCCCCGUUAACCCCUCGUUCGUACCUCUGCCCAAGGUGGACCUGGCAGAGGUGGAGGCACUGAAUGCGCCAUGUGGAAGCGAGGACCAAAUCAUACCAAACAGCGACGAUGAGAACGAUGACGGCCUACCGCAAGGCCUGGAUGAGACGGAAAAGCAACCGCGGGCCAAGGCCCUGAAUCUCUCUCGUUUUGUGUACAGCUGA
This is a messenger RNA of Colletotrichum truncatum, 2394 nucleotides long. Its product is annotated as exo1 protein. NCBI's taxonomy places the organism in Eukaryota, Fungi, Ascomycota, Sordariomycetes, Glomerellales, Glomerellaceae. Gene Ontology annotation, molecular function: DNA binding; 5'-flap endonuclease activity; 5'-3' DNA exonuclease activity. Gene Ontology annotation, biological process: DNA recombination; mismatch repair; DNA double-strand break processing. The record is from RefSeq and is a predicted model, not a curated record. Gene Ontology annotation, cellular component: nucleus.